Molecule: messenger RNA, 1035 nt
Organism: Penicillium cataractarum
Lineage: Eukaryota; Fungi; Ascomycota; Eurotiomycetes; Eurotiales; Aspergillaceae
Exons: 3
Coding region: 1-1035 (344 amino acids)
Biological process (GO): tRNA wobble uridine modification
Cellular component (GO): elongator holoenzyme complex
Source: RefSeq, a predicted model, not a curated record
AUGCCUUCUCAACCCCCACUACCGCCCCUCCUCACACCCUAUCUAUCAAACCAGCCCGAGUCUUCACUCACGCUGGUGUCUUCAAUUUUGGGCGCAACUUCUAACUGGCUCAUCCUGAGGUACCUGCAUGCUGCACUGGGUACAUCUUCAAGCUCUAAUGUCUCUGUUGGAUUCGAUGAGCUCCCCAAUGGUGCUAAGAGGAAAGUGGUGCUCGUGAGCUUCUUGCGAAGCUGGGAAUUCUGGAGGGCAGAGGCAAAGCGAUUGGGCCUGGAUCUUGCACGCUUAGCAGACAAGCAACAGUUCGCCUUUGUGGAUGGCCUGUCAGAGCUAUUCACUACCCCUAGCAUUACCUCUAGUGCACCGAUGAACACAGGAAGCGCGGUGCGCACAACCCUUCCUAUGCGAUCUCAUCCUGGCGCUGUGCCUGGUAGAGGACCACCCUCAGCGGUGACAGCUGAACGCCCUGGAAAUGGAAGUCUUCCUCAGAGAGAGUCUGGCAGCACUAAGAAAUUACAUCUUACUGGGCAUGGAAUUGCCGCGCUGGAUGCCAUGGAAAAAGACAUUAUCUCUGAGAUCAAUCGACAGAAGAGUUCCAUGACCGAGGGCGAUGAGAUACUGCUGGUUAUUGAUCAACCGGAUUUCCUUCUGGCCGCUACUGGCGCAAGCAUGGGCAUUGGAGCCACUGAAAUGGCGGAGUGGGUGACUGGAUUACAGCAGCAUGUGCAUGCAACUGUCUUGACCAUGGCUGCGGAUUCCCCAUUGAUACAUAACGCGUCUACUACUGGGAACCAGCUAUCUACGCCCAUCGAGACAGAACAUGCGGCAUUUGCCAUUGGCAUGGCUCAUAGAGCCCGGUCUGUGAUGCAGCUCCGUACGCUCGAGACUGGUGCUGCAAGGGAUGUGAGCGGGGUGCUCAGAAUCAGUCGUGGCGGUGGCUGGACUGCCGAGACAGAGGACAACCUGGACGAAAGGGAGUUGCUGUACAAUAUCCAGAGAGAUGGCGGAGUUCGAGUAUUUGGGCGUGGCGAGUCAUGA